AUGUAUAAAGCUCGUCUGCUGACUGUUGGAGUUGACAUUGCUAAAAAUAAAUCGUUGCUCACCAUCAAUGUGGGAGGAAUGCAGGUGCUGGAAUGGAAUGGCAUCCCCUUGACUGGGAAAACUUAUGAAGAAGUCCAGAGCAUUAUUAUUCAACAGAGUGGGGAAGCAGAAAUAUGUGUAAGACUGGACCUGAACAUGCUCUCGGACUCUGAGAAUCCCCAGCACCUGGAGCUGCACGAGCCAGUAAAGGCAGUAGAUAAAGCGAAGUCCCCAGGGGUUGAUCCCAAGCAGCUGGCUGCAGAGCUCCAGAAGGUUUCUCUACAGCAGUCGCCUCUGGUUGCUUCCUCAGGAGUGGAAAAGGGAUCUCAUGUUCAUUCUGGAACCACUUCUGCCACCUCCAGCGCUGUUCCCAGCCCUGGUCAGCCUGGUUCUCCCUCAGUGAGCAAAAAGCGUCACAGCAGCAAGCCCACUGAAACUACAAAAUCUGCUUCCCAUCCAAUCACUGGAGAAAUUCAGCUUCAAAUCAACUAUGACAAACACCUUGGCAACCUUAUCAUCCACAUCCUUCAGGCAAGAAACCUUGCGCCCAGAGACAACAAUGGCUAUUCUGACCCCUUCGUUAAAGUUUAUCUUCUUCCAGGGAGAGGACAAGUCAUGGUUGUCCAAAAUGCAAGUGCUGAGUACAAGCGGAGAACUAAGUACAUACAGAAAAGCUUGAAUCCUGAGUGGAAUCAGACAGUGAUUUAUAAAAAUAUCUCCAUGGAGCAGCUGAAAAAGAAAACACUGGAAGUGACUGUCUGGGAUUAUGAUCGAUUUUCCUCAAAUGACUUCCUUGGUGAAGUAUUGAUUGAGUUAUCCAGUGUCUCGCAGCUUGACAACACUCCUCGGUGGUAUGCUCUGAAGGAACAGAGUGAAAACAUUGAUCACGGGAAAUCUCAUUCUGGACAGAGUAGCCAGCAAUCUCCAAAACCAUCUGUCAUCAAGAGCAGAAGUCAUGGAAUUUUUCCAGACCCCUCCAAGGACAUGCAGGUGCCCACCAUUGAGAAAUCCCACAGCAGUCCAGGGAGCUCCAAAUCUUCCUCUGAAGGACAUCUACGCUCUCACGGUCCAUCUCGCAGCCAAAGCAAAACCAGCGUCACUCAAACUCACCUUGAAGACGCUGGGGCAGCCAUCGCCGCUGCUGAAGCAGCUGUCCAACAGCUUCGCCUUCAACCAAGUAAAAGACGCAAAUAAAUUCCUCAGCAUGGCAGCUUAAUGUUCAUCUGUUGCCUUUUUCCCUGCUGUCCUUCCCUUUUUGGCUAUUUUUUUUUUCUGUUCUUGGCACACUGUGCUCACUCUGUUCAAUGUCUUUCUUUGUGUGCCUGUGUGUGAAUACAUAUAAUUACAAUAUACUCUUGUAUUU
Molecule: messenger RNA, 1402 nt
Organism: Balearica regulorum gibbericeps (East African grey crowned-crane)
Lineage: Eukaryota; Metazoa; Chordata; Aves; Gruiformes; Gruidae
Source: RefSeq, a predicted model, not a curated record